AUGACAGACACAGCGCGUCAAAAGAAGACUGUCUUCGUUGGCGGACUCGACAGUCAAGUCAGUGAGCAGACUCUUCACGACGCUUUCAUACCUUUUGGCGAGAUCGUGGAUGUCUCACUACCGAAGCCAGAACUAGCUUCCAACAAAGAUCCUCAUCGUGGCUUUGGCUACGUCGAAUUUUCGCUGGCAGAAGACGCCCGAGAAGCCAUCGACAACAUGGAUCAAUCAGAACUCUACGGUCGUGUAAUCAAAGUCAACCAAGCCAAACCUCAGAAAAAUCCAGAUGAAGGACUAGGUAGCCGGACCGCGGUUUGGCAACAGGAAGGGUAUGCUGCGAAGUACAACGUCGAUGAGGAGGCCGAUGCCAAUGGUGAUGAACAGAAUGGCAACCCUCAAGAUCCCAUGCAAGGAUUGGAGGGUCUUGCGGAAGCAGGACCGAGAAUGCAGUGA
Molecule: messenger RNA, 450 nt
Organism: Pseudocercospora fijiensis CIRAD86
Lineage: Eukaryota; Fungi; Ascomycota; Dothideomycetes; Mycosphaerellales; Mycosphaerellaceae
Exons: 3
Coding region: 1-450 (149 amino acids)
Molecular function (GO): RNA binding
Source: RefSeq, a predicted model, not a curated record